Danio aesculapii is the source of this 3797-nucleotide messenger RNA. It is a transcript of the gene mapk3, whose product is annotated as mitogen-activated protein kinase 3. Bases 205 to 1383 code for a protein of 392 amino acids. Gene Ontology annotation, cellular component: cytoplasm; nucleus. Gene Ontology annotation, molecular function: ATP binding; MAP kinase activity. Lineage: Eukaryota; Metazoa; Chordata; Actinopteri; Cypriniformes; Danionidae. Gene Ontology annotation, biological process: intracellular signal transduction; protein phosphorylation. The transcript has 9 exons. The record is from RefSeq and is a predicted model, not a curated record.
CUGCCUAUCCGUUUAGAUGCACGCGCUCCGCUCCGCACUCGCAUCCACAGGGGGGCCUUGACCGACUCCUCUUCGACUGUCAAGAAAACGCACCGUAUAACGGCAGCAUUUGCUAUCCAACAAACCUGUCUUUGAUCUGAAAGCAAAUACGAGGCCCCCUUCCCCAAAAGACUGUGCGAAGGAAACGAUUUGCGGACAGAUACGAUGGCGGAAUCGGGCAGUAGCGCGGCGGCGGCCGGAGCCGCGGGCUCGAAUAGCAGUGCCGCCGGGGCUGGAGGAGCCGUCGCACCCGGGGGACCAAACGGAGCGGCGGGAUCCAAGCCUGGCCUGGAGUCUGUGAAGGGACAGAAUUUUGAUGUUGGCCCCCGAUACACUGAUCUCCAAUACAUCGGGGAGGGGGCCUACGGGAUGGUCUGCUCAGCUUUUGAUAAUGUGAAUAAGAUCCGGGUGGCCAUUAAGAAGAUAAGUCCAUUUGAACACCAGACCUACUGCCAGCGCACCCUGAGAGAGAUCAAAAUCCUCCUGCGGUUCCAUCAUGAGAACAUCAUCGGGAUCAAUGACAUCCUGAGAGCUCGCCACAUUGAUUAUAUGAGGGAUGUCUAUAUCGUGCAGGACCUGAUGGAGACCGACCUAUAUAAACUGCUGAAGACACAGCAACUCAGCAACGACCAUAUCUGCUACUUUCUGUAUCAGAUCCUGCGAGGGCUGAAAUACAUUCACUCUGCCAAUGUGCUGCACAGAGACCUGAAGCCCUCAAACCUUCUCAUCAACACCACCUGUGACCUCAAGAUCUGUGACUUUGGGUUGGCACGGAUAGCCGACCCUGAACAUGACCACACUGGAUUUCUCACAGAGUAUGUGGCUACUCGCUGGUACCGUGCCCCUGAGAUCAUGCUCAACUCCAAGGGCUACACCAAGUCCAUUGAUAUUUGGUCUGUGGGAUGCAUCCUGGCUGAGAUGUUGUCCAACAGACCCAUCUUCCCCGGGAAGCACUAUCUGGACCAGCUCAACCAUAUAUUGGGUGUUUUGGGCUCCCCCUCUCAAGAUGAUCUGAACUGCAUUAUCAACAUGAAGGCCAGGAACUACCUCCAGUCUUUACCACAGAAACCCAAGAUCCCAUGGAACAAGCUGUUUCCCAAAGCAGACAACAAAGCUUUGGAUUUAUUGGAUCGCAUGUUAACCUUUAACCCUAUCAAACGUAUAACUGUGGAGGAAGCACUGGCCCAUCCCUACCUUGAGCAGUACUAUGACCCAUCUGAUGAGCCGGUAGCUGAGGAACCCUUCACUUUCAACAUGGAGCUGGACGACCUUCCUAAAGAAAAGCUGAAAGAGCUCAUCUUUGAGGAGACGGCACGCUUCCAGGCCAAUUACCAGGGUUCCUGAGAGGGACAGUCAUCACGGAGAAUAAGCGAGCAGUGCGGAGUCCCAUCUAAAGAAAACUCCAAGACGACCUGCGAAAAACAUAUACAUACAUGCAUAUAUACAUUAAAAAAGAUAAAAGCAAGAUAAAAAAAAAUCAAAAAUGUACAUUUAAAAUCUUCAGCUUUGUUUGAUCUGUCCAUCUCUCUUUUCUCGCUGGGAAGCUGUGCGCUAGUUUGGGCUUCUAACAUCUUAUCAUAACGCCAUUAAUGGGGGCCGUCAGACUCACUAUUCUCAUCACAUCCCGCACACAGCUCCUGCUCUCUCUCUUUCUCUCCAACAAUCACAUCUUUCACCCUUUCUGUCAAUACCCUGCUUCUCUCUCUGUUCGGAUCCAUCUCUUUCUCUUUCUGUCGAGGGUCUGUCUCUCUUUUCUGCUCUGUGGUGUUCCGGGUGUUAGUUUGUUUUGGUUUUCAUUCCAAUAGAGAUGGAAACAGAGAGAAGUUCUAGGAUGGGCACUGACCGGUGUGUGUGUGUGUAUAUAUAAGUGGUUUUGAGUUUCAUUGGAGUAUUGUAAGUCGGCGAUCUGUUUGUAUACUGUAAUUUGAACGUUUCGAUCAGUUACAAAUCGUGUUUUGUAAUGUUGGGAAUUUCUAUUUGGAUAUCUUUUGAAAAUAUAAAGUCAUUGCUUGUGUUUUUUUUUCCUUUUUUGAAAUUCAUUUAUUGAGCUUGGACUUUUCUAUUUGUGAGGAGGAAUAUAGUAAACGGUAAGAACAGGAUGAUUGGAGGAAACGGAGAGCGAGAUGGAAUUGUAUCAUCUGCUGUAAAAGAUCACGUUCUACUGUCGAGACUCGUUCUUGCCAACGUUCUUGGGAAAUUUAAGCCAUCAGUAUCAUUUUUUCUUGCUUUAAGGCGCUGGCUUCUCUUCUGGCUCAUUUCUGCGCGCAGACCUUGUGUUUUCGAGUGUUUUUGUUUUGUUUUUUUUCUCCGAAGGGGGUUGAUGUGCUGAUUUCUUUGUGAAUAACAAUAGUUGUCAUUGGUUACCAUGUCCAUGGCUACUGUUGCCAUGAUUCCUUUCUGAUAAGUCACACGUCGUUCCUCAUAUUCUUGCAGAUAUCGGUCCCUCGCUGCGUUUCUUUUCCUUUCUCCUCGUCGUCCUUUUGUCUCGGAGUGAUUGAGGAAUCAUAGCCAAGCUUAACACUUUCAGAGCCAUAGCACAUUUUCUCUCAUUCCCUCCCUGUGAUGUCAGAACUUCUCAAAGGGCUUUUCCACAGGGCUUGCUGACCUCAUGCCUCUCUCCUGCCUGUGAUUGGCUCACCUUGUGUUUUAUCGGACUUAACCUGCAUGCAUUGCAUCCUAGACGUGUAACAACCUGCCUUUAUUAUACGUCCGUUUUUGUAAGGAAACAGUCAUUGCUUUUGGCCAAUCGUGGAUGAGGAAAAGCAUGUUCAAGUGGGAAGAGUUUAAAUGGCACAGCGUGUAGCUGUUUUGCAUAAACACAGGGUGUGAUUUGCAUAAAUUAACACCACCCCCUUUCAAAAUCGAGGAAAUUAACCCCGCGUGUCAUUUUUCAAUCGGUGCACCUGCACUUUGUGUCUCUCAUGACCAAAUGUUUUGCUUUCGUUUCGGUUUUUAGUGCAAUUCCUGUCACAAAAAGCGUUUCUGCUUUCUACGCUAUUGUCAUAUAUAUAUAUAUUUUUUGCUUAAUCAAAUGUUAGGGUAACAGGCAAUGGCGGUCGGUCUUUCACGUCCCGUGUCUGUCUGUACGUCUGCUCUUUCCUACCAGAAGCUGCUCUUCUCUGCUUCCUCAUGAGGAGUGGAGAUCACCCCGCUCUCUGAUCUGAGGGAAACAAUUCAUUACCAAGAAAAGGUUUAUUUAUAUUACUGUAUUGUCAAUGGCAAUGAUAUGCUUAUUGUUAAUGGGACCAUGGGGACUGUCAACAGUCUUACACACGUGCGCGCACACACACAGACACACAUUUUGGGAUGUAUUUCGCACAUGUUAACCUGCACGCAUACAGUAUGAUUUCCUAAAGCCUGCAAAGGAGGCAGAGAUCAUAAUGUCUUUUUAAUGGCUGUUAUUAUAAUUAUUGCUGGUGUUCUAUUGGUGAGGUCUUUUUUUAUUGUUUUAAAAUCUGAAAAGGGAUUUAAGAACUUUUUGUCCUUUAAGAAACAGUAUGUUUUGCAUUUCUUUCAUUUGUUCGCUUUGGGUGUUGAAAAAAAUAAUAAUUGGCUGUUCACUCUUUCUGAAGUCUAUUUUUUCCCCUGAAUCUUAUGAGGAAUUAUUUUAAAAGAUGAUUAAAUGAUUUGGGUAGUUUGUCGAGAGAAAUGAGCUAUGGAUGGUUAUAGUCUAUGUAUAUGCUUAUGGGUAUAAUAAAUUAAACGAUUAACAAAACAGAAUUAUAUACAUAUAUAAAAUAAAAUUCAUGAUACUGUAA